UUAAUGAGCUAUGGAAGGGGGUCAUCAUCAUCAUCAUCAUCAUCAACAUCAGCUAAGCGUUAACAUGGUGGACACAGGUGGUGAUCGAUUCCCUCAAUGGAGUCUCCAAGAAACAAAAGAGUUCUUAUCAAUCAGAGCAGAUCUAGAUCGUACUUUCAUGGAAACCAAACGAAACAAGCUUCUUUGGGAAGUCAUCUCUUCUAAGAUGAAAGAAAGGGGUUACACUCGUAGCGCUGAACAGUGCAAGUGCAAGUGGAAGAAUCUCGUCACUCGUUACAAAGGAUGCGAAACCAUGGAGCCUGAAUCGAUGCGCCAACAAUUCCCAUUCUAUAAUGAACUUCAAGCAAUAUUCACAGCCAGGAUGCAGAGGAUGUUAUGGUUGGAAGCAGAAGGUGGUGGUGGUGGUGCCGCCGCUAGCGGCGGCAGUAGUUCUAAAAAGAAAUCAGUGAGAUUGUCUUCAGAUGAUGAAGAUGAUAAUGAAGAAAGUGAUAGUGGUAAGAAGAAAAGGAAGGGAAAGGCCACUAGUGGUGGUGGUGGUGGUGGUGGUACUAGUAAUAAUAAUUUGCAGGAGAUAUUGGAAGAUUUUAUGAGGCAACAAAUACAAAUGGAGGUGCAAUGGAGAGAAGCAGUAGAAGCAAGGGAAGAGGAAGGAAGGUUAAGAGAGAUGGAAUGGAGACAAACCAUGGAAGCUUUGGAGAAGGAGAGGUUGAUGAUGGAUAGGAGAUGGAGGGAAAGAGAAGAACAAAGACAAAUGAGAGAAGAAGUUAGGGCAGAGAAGAGAGAUGCUCUCAUCACAGCUUUAUUAAACAAGUUAAGGCGUGAAGAUAAAGACUUGUAAGUUUGUUUAGGUUGGAUUUUUAUG
Telopea speciosissima is the source of this 862-nucleotide messenger RNA. Its product is annotated as trihelix transcription factor GT-3b-like. Lineage: Eukaryota; Viridiplantae; Streptophyta; Magnoliopsida; Proteales; Proteaceae. The transcript is spliced from 4 exons. The coding region runs from base 11 to 838 and encodes 275 amino acids. The record is from RefSeq and is a predicted model, not a curated record.